Boleophthalmus pectinirostris (great blue-spotted mudskipper) is the source of this 4226-nucleotide messenger RNA. RefSeq names its product protein FAM83G (gene sack1gb). The record is from RefSeq and is a predicted model, not a curated record. Bases 788 to 3313 code for a protein of 841 amino acids. NCBI's taxonomy places the organism in Eukaryota, Metazoa, Chordata, Actinopteri, Gobiiformes, Gobiidae. The transcript is spliced from 5 exons.
GAGUAACGCAUUUCUCGCCCUUGUGUCCGGGCAGGAGGGUGGAGUUAACCCCCUUUUCCUGACCGACACUCCGCCUUUCUGCCCCCGGUAAUCGAGCUUCCGUAGACAAAUUCCUGGUGUAGACAGACUGCGUCCACUGAACCCAUAGGAUUUGUACGUGUCCGGAGACCUAAAUGGAUUAUUAAGGACAAACGUGGACUUCAUUGAACUUUUCUCCUUCGGAGAAGCCCACAAAUUUCCAUCUUGACGCGUGAACAGCUGUGCUACAGCCGGGAGGCGCUGGCUUUAGACAAAGGAGAAGUGACUCGUCAGUCUCGUGUUUAGUUUUACAGCCUUUCCGGGAGGGUUUAUGUGUUUCUCUCAGACCUGGGCCUCCAUGUUCCGCUCAGAGUAGCAGCACAGUAAACACUGUGAGUCUCCAACAGCCUCGCGUGCGCACUGCCCUGCGGGGCCGCAGUCAAACCGGGCCGCGCAGGUAAUUGUCCCGUGAGCGUCAGGUGAAGGCGUGUCGCACUCUGGGAGGAGAGCUUUGUUCAACUUACUCCCUGACAGUUUGUUACAGAGGCAGAUGAGUGGGCUGGAGGCUGUGUGCGUGGAGCUGAUCUAACGGCUUCUUUUUCAGAUGAAACUUUUUUGUUUACGUGUUCCCGAGCCCAGAUCACGCGGACACUUUGGCAGUGCUCAUGACAAAAACGACUUUUCCCCACAGUGACCCCGUGGACUGAGUUAAAGUGGGUGAGACUCUCUUUUCUACUUUUCCAACGGUGCUAGUGGAGCUACUGGGGCCAUGGCGCUGUCUCAGGUUCAGUGCCUGGACGACCACCACGUCAACUGGCGCGUGAACGAGAGCAAACCCGAGUUCUUCUACAGCGAGGACCAGCGGCUCGCAGUGGAGACGCUCAUCAACAGCGGCCGUGAUGCCUUCAUGGACUUUAUCAAAACUCAUGGCGUGCGUCAGUUCCUCUCAGACGAGGAGCUGGACCGGAUCGAGAACUACGUGGAAUUAUACCGACCCGGGCACGAGCACCACCAGAGACCAGACACCCCCAUGACCCCAGGACAGGGCAACAUGACCCCGGGACCGGGCAACAUGACCCCGGGACCGGGCAACAUGACCCCAGGGGCCGGGGACGAUGCGUUUUCUCUCCAGUACUGGCCUGAUCGCUCCGAGUUCUCGGUGGCAGAACUGGACCUGGGAUGGCCAGAGUCAAUAUCCUACCGUGGAGUGACACGCGUGAACGUGCACACGCAGCCUCCAUCAGAAGGCCAAACGCACAUCAAGGAGGUGGUGCGCAAAAGCAUUGCAUCAGCACAGAAGGUGAUAGCUGUGGUCAUGGAUGUUUUUACAGAUGUGGAUAUCUUUCGUGAUCUGUUGGAUGCAUCCUACAAACGUAAAAUCCCUGUGUACAUUAUCCUGGACACAGCCUCGGUGUCCUGCUUCCUGUCCAUGUGCGGUCAAGCUGAUAUGCACCGCGGGCACCUAAAGAAUUUACGAGUCCGCAGCUGUGGAGGUGUGGAGUUUCUGACGCGCUCUGCUCAAAAAGUACGAGGAUCUUUGAAAGAGAAGUUCCUGCUGGUGGAUGGAGACAGAGCCAUCUCAGGGUCAUACAGUUACACCUGGUCAUCAUCCCGCUUGGACCGAAACGUCAUCACAGUCAUUACAGGGCAGGCUGUGGAGACCUUUGACAUCCAGUUCCGUGACCUCUACCUUCUGUCCCGAGGCGUGUCUCUCAGCAAAAUACCGAUGGCCGACGAACCCAUCCCCGAUCCCAUUCCCCAUGCUGCCCCAGCCCCCGUCUCAGCAACCGUGGCCCGCAAACUCAUCAACCCCAAGUACGCUCUGGUUGCCACGGGAAACCAUAUCAGCCCCACCUCCUCCGACCAAAACUCCACCAAACAGAACUCCAGCUCCCAGCUUCCCACAGGACUCAAAAUAAUGAAAGGUCGUAUUAAGGAGGUUUAUGAGGAGCCGCCUUUGCAUCCAGGAUUGGCACAUCUAGAAAGGGCGUAUUUGAUCCCGUAUCUGCCCACAUGGCCCGAGCCAGAUCCUCCCAGCGACGUGAUUGGCUUCAUCAAUAUUCGAGAUGAGAAGAGAGCCCAUCAGGUUCACUUGCAAAGGUCAGAAAGGUUUGAGGUGAGCCAAGCGAUACGGUUUAGUUCGCCACUGACCACACCGGCAAAAACAGAAGAAAAACCUUUACUAUCUCCCACUGAAAAGGUAGAGAAUGAUGAAAAAUCAAAGAAUACAGAGGCUACAACACCAACAGAGGUAAAAACCGUAGCUCCAGCUAGCAACGAUCAAGUGGACAGCAAAGAGGAGACUGUGGUUCAAAACGACAACAAGGAGCCUAGCCAAGAUAUUCCUACAGAGAAAACAAUCACGGAGAAUCCACAGCCAAUGGACAUAGCCAACCAAGUAGAAUCUCAAGUCAUAGCACCCCCCAUCCCCAAGCGUCGCACUUUACAGUUAGUAAUAGACUCCGACUCAACAGAGAAGCCUACCGAAGCUCAGGUAACGUUAGUAAAAAUAGACCAAGUGAGUGACAGUUUACUCGAGCAAAAGACCCCGAAAGAGGAAGUGAAAAUGACCAGGCACCGGCUCCAGUCCCAACGGGAGGAGCGUGAUUCUGCGAGCAACGAGGAGGGCAGCCAGGACAGCACCAAGGUCAUCUGUGACCGGGGGGUUACAGACGACCCGUCCAGUAACUCCACGGGGUCCGAGGAAGAGUUCUACGACGCCCCAGCCGAGCAGCAGAAGGAGCCGAUCGUGAAUGGGGUCACGUCGGGGUCCAACCAGGGGAACAGGCUGGGUGACGGGCUCAACGUGAUGGCUCGAUUCUCCCAGAGCAUGUUGGACCUGAGGGAGCCCACGCAGACGGAGGACAGCAUGGCCCUCAUCCGGCAGUCACAGCAGAUGCGCAGGCAGAAUUUUCACUCUCCACACAGACAUAUUGGACAGUUGUACGAGUCCUCCAGAUCUCCAGAACGUGGCAGGGUCAUCAUGGCAAACCCUGGGGCUCACAAUCACCAGGGCAGGGCAGCUGCUCCUGUGAUGGGAGGACACCGGUACUGGCAGUCUCAGAUGUUGCCUCCUGACCCAGGCAAAAGCAACGUACAGACGCGGUCAGGACGCUCACCGCAACGACAACCCAACUACAGGAAGGGCCAGCAAUCGCCGGACCAGCCCCCGACCAGCCCCGGACUUUUAGGGGUCUCUUUCUCUAAACUGAGCAACUUGAAACACUUAAAGGCACGGGCUGGAGCGUCACAGAAGAAAGUGCCUCAAAUGAACAGGGCUAACCAGAUGAAAUAGUGGGGAAAAAGGAUACAUGGAAUCUUUUGCUAACUAAACAACGACUCUUAAUACUUGGGAGUGUUAACGUCUGGCAGCCUCUGUAAAUGUAAAAUGUCAACUGGUGAGAACUGAACCUGCCAAUCCUAUGGGGUCAACAGGGGUCUGCAAUGACUGGAUGUUAGAAUAUUUGAUUAGACUGUAUUUUUUUCCCAAAUGUGUCCUUUUACAUUGUGUGGGUCACUGGUUAAUUUAUUAGUUUACAGUUAAAGUACAUGACAGUUGGAUGUAUAAUAAGACCUGGAUGGAGUUCUGCUCCCACUUCCAGUUUUGGUAAAUCACAUCAAGUUUCUGAAGGAAUUUCCUAUAGACUGCACUAUAAAAAAAGACAGGGCUGGUAUUCGGUCAUCAUGAAAUGUUUUAGUGUUAUGUGUUUUGAAUUGUCAGGAAAAAAAAAAGAAGCUUGUAUCAGCUAAGAAUUUACUUUCUGGUCCAUCAAAUUUAACAUCUGCAACCGUAGUGUUCCUUAUAUUAUAGAUGGGCCCUUUUUUUGCUCAAUGCUUGAUUAACAAACAAGAAUGAUGCUAAGUUGCUUGCAGUCGCUUUUUACACAAUGUGUUUUUUAGCAGCUGUUUUGCAAUUGUAUUUUAAUUCAAACUCCCAAGCACUUCACUUCAUCUCUAUAAGUUUACUAUCAUUUGUUUUAAUGUUUUUGAACAAAAGGCAGACAGUGUUUUUGGGGUGUUUAUAAUGGGUUGUUAUUUGUACAAUUAUUUUGUACUAAUGUGGAGAAAAAAACACAAUGUGUGUAAAAAUAUCUACAAAUAAGAAGAGUAGUCAAAAUGUCUUCUUAAAGUGUACUUUCAAUGUUUGUACAGUAUAUAGUGAGGAUUGUGUAACCUAAAAUGUAAAUAAAGAAAACACCUCUUCUUAA